Molecule: messenger RNA, 534 nt
Organism: Cryptosporidium ubiquitum
Lineage: Eukaryota; Apicomplexa; Conoidasida; Eucoccidiorida; Cryptosporidiidae
Exons: 1
Coding region: 1-534 (177 amino acids)
Biological process (GO): dUMP biosynthetic process; dUTP catabolic process
Molecular function (GO): dUTP diphosphatase activity; magnesium ion binding
Source: RefSeq, a predicted model, not a curated record
AUGCACCUAUCUUUGUUACCUUUAAACCCUACUGCUGAAGAACUUUACAAGAACCACACCACCUUUCAUGAUGGUGAUUCGGGACUGGACCUUUUUAUUAUUGAAGACCAGGUAAUUAAAGCAGGAGAAACUGCGUACAUUAAACUUGGAUUUAAGGCUGCAGCACAUAAUGAAGACGGAAAACCAGUUAGUUACCUUUUAUUUUCAAGAUCCUCCAUUUCAAAGUCGCCAAUCAGGCUUUGUAACUCUAUUGGAUUAAUUGAUGCAGGAUAUAGAGGAGAACUUAUUGCACCAGUUGACAACAUUAAGGACUUUGACUUCCAAGUUAAAAGGGGUGAGAGAUACUUCCAAAUUGUUUCUUUCAAUGGUGAGAAAAUUAAUUUUAGUAUUGUUAAUGAAUUGGAUGAGACUAGUAGAGGAGAAAGAGGCUUUGGAUCUACUAACGAAUUAGAUUCAGUCAAAGGAGUCCUUCGCAAAAUUGCCAAAGUUGAUACAGAAAGCGUCGAGAAUUUAGGUGAGAAUAUUCGGCAAUAA